GUCACAGCGUGGGCUUCGCUGGGAAAGGAGGGCGGGCGGGUAGACCUCCUGAUCCCGCUGGUGAAGACCGGGAAUCUAGGUCUCGAGACUACGAUCGGCGAGUCUUUCUACAACAUGCACGUUCCAGGCGGUCUCUACGUCAAUUACAUUGUGGGCUUUCUCAUGGGCUGUGUGGUGCCGUUUGUGCAGCACACCUUGGUCGCCAAGAUUAUCUACGUCUGGCGGGCCCUCCCUGGCUGCUUGCUCUAUGCACUGAAAGUGAUUCUUCCCUGGGCCCCUGCUGACAUCGACGUCUACCCACGCUUCAAUGCUGAGAAGGCCAUCGAGGCUCCAGAGAACGGCAUCGCCUGGGACUACUGUGCGUUCAUCGUGCACAUUGCCACGGCAUUCAGUGUCACGGCCAUCAUCACGGAGUCUGUGUGGAGACUCUUCAUGAUGCUGACAUUCUGGUCGGUGUUCUACUGGUACUGGUCUCGGUUCAUGCAUCUUCGGGUGCAGUCUGCGUCCAAUUUCAAUGGCCACCUGCUGGACACGACAGCAUGGCUCUUCUGGGGUUUCCCCCAAAGCUGCCUCGCGGGCUCGGCAUUCAUCUGGGCAGUGAGGUCGGAGGUGGUGGCCUUCGAGUCGACGCUCUCAGCUGUCCUAUCACUGAUCUUGGUGAUGGCAGUGGCUUCCUGCCUCUGGAUGCUGGCCUACCUCCUGGUGGCGCAGCCCUGGAGACGACCUGAUAUCCCACAGUCCAGCGUUCAAACCGUGGAGGAGGUGAUGCAGCACAAGCCCUACACCUGGUAUAACUGCAAUCCGGUCUAUGUUCUGAAAUGCGCAUACACGAAGGACAAGAAAGACGGCGCAGUCGAUGAGUUCACAAAUCCACACUCUGCUCGGGAGAACGAGGAGAAGGCACUACUCUACACGCGGGGGAAAGAGUACCUUUUCAUGCAGCGAGACCAGCAGCACCACGUCAUGAAGAGGCUGCACGACCGACUGGAGUUCGAAACUUACAUGGAGAUCCUUUUCGAGUAUUGUCACUACUUCGCGAACUGCUUCUGCUUGGGGAAGGGAAAUCCGGCACCGCCUGGCGGAUACGAAGCGCUGAAGGCCGUCCUUGCAGGAGAUGACACCGGAAGUCGUUCCUUGGGGAGGUCCCGCUCGGCCACCUUGGCCGCCCAUGGGCCCUGA
Symbiodinium necroappetens is the source of this 1179-nucleotide messenger RNA. The record is from the annotation of a GenBank genome assembly. Lineage: Eukaryota; Dinophyceae; Suessiales; Symbiodiniaceae.